This is a messenger RNA of Verticillium nonalfalfae, 1869 nucleotides long. RefSeq lists its product as uncharacterized. The transcript is spliced from 3 exons. Gene Ontology annotation, molecular function: zinc ion binding; DNA binding. Gene Ontology annotation, biological process: DNA-templated transcription. Bases 1 to 1869 code for a protein of 622 amino acids. Lineage: Eukaryota; Fungi; Ascomycota; Sordariomycetes; Glomerellales; Plectosphaerellaceae. The record is from RefSeq and is a predicted model, not a curated record.
AUGCAGUACCUGCGUCAAGGUUCUUACGAUCCUUGGCAUGAUUGUUAUCUUCCGCAGCAGAAGGGACUGACGCUGCCGCCAGGCCAGUAUCCCCUGCAAGCGAUACGACAAGUCUUGAACGUUGAAGAAGAUGCUCUCGACGCCUCCAAUGCUAAUGCUUUGAACGAGGGCGCCAACCCAGGCCUCGCCAGCUAUGUCAGAGUCCAACAAGCGGAGUAUAUGCUUACUUCUGUGCAAAUCCUUCGGCUUUGGAAGCUUUUCCUCGAAAGGGUCAACCCUUUGACCAAGCUGAUUCACGUGCCAACAUUGGAGCCCGUCGUGAUAGAGGCCGCCAUGAGCCACCGCAGCAUUCUCCACAACGCCCAGCCUCUGCUUUUUGCUAUCUAUUUGGUGUCCGUUAUCUCAAUGACCUCUGCCGAAGCCUUGGCUAUUUUGGGCAUCAAGAAAUGGGAGGCCGUCGAGAAGUUGACCAAGUGCCUCAAGGCCGCCUUGACCGAAGUCAACUUUCUCACAAACUGCGACACAACAAUCAUGCAAGCUUUGGUAUUAUACCUCAUCUCACUCCAAGGCCGACUGGAUAGCCACGCUGCUUGGAUCAUGAGCGGCGUUGUCAUCAGGCUCGCUCAGAAAAUGGGGCUUUUUCGCGAUGGUGAAAGACUGGGCCUUCCACCUUUCGAAACAGAAAUGCGUCGGCGUCUGUGGUGGCCUCUUGUCAUGCUCGAUCACAAAUACGCUCUGUUCUCGGGAUUGAAUGGCAAGUUCGUGUCUCCCGGUUGGGACACCAAGCUUCCAAAGAACAUCAACGACAGCGACAUGUCGCUCAUAUCUACAGAAGUCAAGCCCCAGGCUGGCCCUACGGAGAUGGUCUUCAGUUUGGUGGUUUCCCAGGUAGCCAACUUCAUCGAAGAUGAUUCUUUGGGCGGCUUGGAACUUGCCCUCCGAGGGCAGGGGGCUGAGCCUGGCACUACGGAGUAUGAAGUGUCUGUAGCUGGUCUUCAGAAGUUCCACAACGACUUUGAAUGCCUUGAAGCAAGACUCCUCUGCAUCGAGAAGCAGUACUGCGACCCUUCCGCUGGGCCCAUACAUCUAGCUGCCUCGUGUGUGCGUCAUUCCAUAAUGGACAAGGUCCGACGUAUAGCUCUUCCAAUGCGCGAGACGCCAGAGUGGGGGACGGAUGUCUGCAACGUCCAGGACAACAUCUUGCGCAUAUGGCUCACCCACCACGAAUCCAUCAUGAAACAGAUUCAUGGUUGCGUCGACUUCGCUUGGUAUUACAAGAGUCAUUUCCAUAUUGACUCGUUGCUUUUCUUGCUCGGCCAGCUCUUCAAACGGCGCCCAGUCGGCCCCUUUGCCGAACAUGCGUGGCGCCUCAUCGACCUCUCCUAUCAGCACCACGAAGGGCUCUGGGACGUGUCCCACAGCCGACACGUCGACAUAAGUUCUUUCGUCCUCGGCCUGUGGCACUCCCGUGAGAGAGAUCUGUCUGAGACGAACGCGUCUAUCGAGGUUCCUCUUUGCGUCGCUAAUCUGCGAAUUCUUCUAUCGGCACCAGAUGUCGAGCAGACCAUUCCAGACUGGACAUCUCAAGAGGACAACGGCCACAAUGUUCUUGAAGAUCCCUGUUUCAACACAAUGCAUGCACCAUGUGCAAGUUACACAGAAAACUUCGAGCAGGAAUGGCCCAUGACAUCUGAUCUCGAUUUCUUCCUUGGUCAUUGCGGAAAGUUUUCGUGUCUCAUACCCGCUGUCAGCAUCUCCGGCGGACAGCAUUCUCGACGACCUGCACACAAAUUCGUAAUUCGAGGAGCAACGCUGAGUGCCUGCACUCGAGCAUCCCAACGUGAAUCCGAACAGCCUCGCGUGAAUUAA